AUGAGUGAACACAAGGACAGAGCAGACGGUCAAGACGAGGCGACGACAUGCCAAGACUGUUCUCCCGACCCCGCCGCCACGCCCGUCCAGCCAGCACAGGCACAAGCACCCAUACCCGCACCCGCACCCGUCGAGGAGAGCGCGAAGGAAGAUAUCCUGGACAAGUCGACCUUCAUCCCGCCUCUCUCGCACAUCGCGGGCGAUCUACCGAGUCCGAGUCUCGUCAUCGAGUUCUGCCACAGAUGCCGCUUCUACCCGCGUGCAAGCUGGAUCCAGACGGAACUGUGGCUCACCUUCCCUCCGGACGAGUCUUGCAUCCUCCCUCCUCCCUCCUCCUCUGUCUCAAAAGAAGGAGGGAAAGGGGGACAGGACCAGAAAAAAGAGGGACACAUCAACGCCAUCCUCUUGCUCCCACGGACGAGUCAGGAGACGGGCGGACGGUUUAGGAUCUGGAUCAACCUCCCCCCUUCCCCUCCCCUCCCAUCCUCGACGACGACGACGGUGACUGAAGAGAAGGGAAGGGAGGGUGCGGUCAAGUGGGACCUCAUCUGGGACCGAAAGACGGAUGGCGGGUUUCCCGAACUGAGAAAGCUGAAACAACUCAUCCGAGACCGAAUCGCACCGGGAAGCGGGUUGGGGCAUAGCGACAAGACGGUCUCCUAG
This is a messenger RNA of Pseudozyma flocculosa PF-1, 663 nucleotides long. RefSeq lists its product as uncharacterized. Lineage: Eukaryota; Fungi; Basidiomycota; Ustilaginomycetes; Ustilaginales; Ustilaginaceae. The record is from RefSeq and is a predicted model, not a curated record. The coding region runs from base 1 to 663 and encodes 220 amino acids. The transcript is spliced from 3 exons.